This is a messenger RNA of Penicillium canariense, 1179 nucleotides long. Its product is annotated as class I SAM-dependent methyltransferase. NCBI's taxonomy places the organism in Eukaryota, Fungi, Ascomycota, Eurotiomycetes, Eurotiales, Aspergillaceae. The transcript has a single exon. Bases 1 to 1179 code for a protein of 392 amino acids. The record is from RefSeq and is a predicted model, not a curated record. Gene Ontology annotation, molecular function: sterol 24-C-methyltransferase activity. Gene Ontology annotation, cellular component: endoplasmic reticulum. Gene Ontology annotation, biological process: ergosterol biosynthetic process.
AUGGUGUCGCAAACCGUCUUAACAACACCGCAGCAUCCCGGGCGGACCCAGCGGGGCUCCGAGAGCGAUAGCUCGUUGGAUGAGAUCGCGGAACAGAAGCAGAAGCUGUUCGUCGCAGCGCUGGGCAAGCAUGGCAAGGAUCUCAACGACUCCGCUUCGCCGAAGCGGUGGAAGAGCUUCUGGACUUCCUUCCGCUACCUCGCCAACCUGACGCCAAAGAAGGUGGACGACUUUAUGGCGUCAUACGUUAUUUACAACCUUGACUGGUCCAAUGAGCAGCAGAUGACCGAGGUCUUGGGUCCCAAUUACCAGGAGAAAGUUGGCGACUGCUUGAAGUCUUACUAUGGAGUGCUCAACCACCUAUGCGCACUGGGCGAUGUCGAGAAAAUGUAUAUUCCCCCUUUAAUGAGCCGCAAGGCGAGCGUCCUGGAGAACCAGAUCCUCUAUGAGCGCUCAAUUGCGCAUGAGAUUGGUCUGAGCGCCGGCGAUAAGGUGCUAGAUCUUGGCUGCGGGCGCGGGCGCGUCGCCGCCCACAUGGCGCAGCACUCCGGCGCCCAUGUUACCGGCCUCAACAUUGAUCCCAACCAGAUCGCCCAGGCGAAGGCCUUCAACGAGGACCGCGGCCUGCAGAACAACUUCAUCCAACAAGACUUUAACAGCCUUCCGCUGCCCUUCGCCGAUGAGAGCUUUGAUGCCUUCUACCAGAUCCAAGCCCUGAGCCUGUGCAAGGACUUGCCUGCCCUCUUCCGCGAAGUCUUCCGCGUGGUCAAACCGGGCUCCAAGAUCUCGCUUCUGGACUGGAUCAGUCUCCCUGCCUACGAGCCGAAGAAUGCCGAGCACGCCGAACUCAUGCGACGCGUCAAGCCCUUGAUCGGUGCUGUCGGCACUCCCACCCAGGAGAGCCUGGAGACGGCGCUCAUCGAGUCCGGGUUCGAGAUCAUCAAGUCCGAGAAUGCCAGCAUCGACGGCCUGCAGGCCCCGCUGAUUGACACUGUUGACCUAUACUUCCGCACGCUGCGCCAGGUCAUCCUCGCCCUGGUCAAGCUGCACGUGCUACCGCGCCACUUCAAGACUCUGAUCAACCGCCUGUGCCUUGAUGGCCAGGCCUUUGUCAAGAUGGACAACAUGCGCCUGGCCACGACGAGCUAUAGCAUCAUCGCGCAGAAGCCCCGAGCAUAA